AGCCGUCAGUGGUAAACCUCUCUACUAGUCUCGCCAGUUAAACGAGAUCCAGUGCGCGAGUGUUAAAUCGCGACGUCAUUGUCGUCGCAUUCCGCGUUUUCGCUACGCUCUCGUAAACGUGCUGAAGCUCGUUCGACGGUGCUGGCUUCCGAAUAAAGGCUUUCAUCGAUUCGUCCGGUCCGUCAACGACGCGCCGUCGCGAACGGAAUCUCGCAACAGCGCGAGAAUUGAAGCACGCGGACAUUUCGAGAGCGCGCUCGAGAGGAACGUCGGCUCGGCCGCUCGUCACUCUCCCGCGAAGGUGGAACGACGAGAGGAGAGGAAAGGCUAGGAGACUACGAGAGGAGAGGAGAGGUGGUAUUCCCGUGUUUCACGAGAGAAACAGCGGCUAUCAGUCGCUGAGCGCGAACCGACAAGUGAGUUGGUAGUUUCGCGCGCGCGCGCGCGUGCGAUAUCGAUUCGGCAGAACGCAUUCGCAGCGUGUUAUUUGCGUCGCGAGUGAUGCAGCUGACAAGAGUGUGAUUGAUUAUUAGCGACAUCGACAUCAUCGGGGAAGCAAUAUCCUCGGGACGACGUAGUGCGCGGUAUAGUUCGGAGCGUAAACUCGAUGCGUGAGUCGCAGCGAUCUCUCGAGAAAAACAGACGAGGGGCAGAGAGAGAGAGAGAGAGAGAGAGAGAGAGAGAGAGAGAGAGAGAGAGAGAGAGAGAGAGAGAGAGAGAGAGAGAGAGAGAAUAGAAUAAACAGACGGAUUGUCAAACAGACGGACAAUCGUGUCCGGUGCACCCACGUGACGAACGAAGUGCCGUUCGCGCGCGAAGGUGUCAUUUUGCGAGGUUGCGGUAACGCAGGAGAUUCUGCGUGCGGUGACACAGGAGCUUCUCUCUUACAGUAGAACGAGAGAGAGAGAGAGAGAGAGAGAGAGAGAGAGAGAGAGAGAGAGAGAGAGAGGGAGGAAGAGAGAAGGAACGAUACGAUCGAUGUUCACGUGACAAUCAACAACGUGGAGUGAAGUUGUCGCGAGAGGGUGCGCGGACAACGGCCAUAUUCAAGGCGAGCCGUCGCUCCGGGUAGGCAUCGUCGAAAAAACUGUCUCGCGGCAAUCCAUCCGGACGUAGGCUGCUCGUGCGCGAAGUACGCGAGGUGACGACGACGAGGACGACGAGCGGGGCUGUCAGAAGGAGAACGAGAACGAGAAGGAGAAGACGAGGAGGCGGACGGUCCGAGUGGUAAUAGCGACCCUGUCACAUCGAGAUGGAGUUCAAGUUCAACGUAAAUAAACUCUUGCCCAGAAAGAUCAACAAGGUCACGCACAAUCUGAUGCCGGAAGAUUUCAAAGGCGAUCGUCGCGAGCUCAACGAAUGUCAAAGACAGUUGAGCAGAAUACUGGAUGACAUGGGCGAGGCAUCGGCGAGGGCUCAAGGCCUCAACAAACCCAUCACCAGUGCCCUGAAGCUCCGUGACACGGAUCACACGGUUUACCUGCUCGUGGAUAACGAGGCAAACAACGGUCUAGGUUGCGUGGUGGGUUUGCUGAAGACAGGAUCGAAGAAUCUGUUUCUCUUCGACGAGACGGGGGUGCAUUAUCAGCUGCAGGCGAGGUGCAUCUUGGACUUCUACGUACACGAGUCGCGGCAACGUAUGGGUCUGGGCAAUAUCCUCUAUCAACACAUGUUAUCCGAGGAAAAUAUCAGGCCGGUGAAAUUGGCUAUCGACCGACCGUCGGAGAAGUUCCUGGCUUUCCUGCGCAAGUACUACGGGCUCUCAAAGAUCGUUCCCCAGAAUAAUAAAUUCGUCGUCUUCGAGGGAUUCUUCGAUGACGAAAAUCGAGACGUAAGAAGCAACAGAUACAGUCUACCUCCUCGAGCGAGCUUGGACGACGGGACGCCAAGCAGCAAUAACAACAAUAACAUUAACGGUGCCAGGUUCAACGGGGACCCGUACGUGCCGGCCGUUUCGCGCAGCUCGUUCGGCAGAUAUGCCGCGGCGCGACCACCUUGUUCUAUGGCAAAUAUAAUCCAUAACACAGCGAUACUUGGUCAGUCAGCCGAGCGCACCGGCAAUGAGAGUGGCAGCGCGUCAUCGCCGCCGCAGCAGCUUCCAACAGCUUCGCCGGCGCCGUUGAAGCUGGAACGACCGCGUUCCUUGAGCCUCUAUUCCGAGGAGGAGCAGAAGCAACGCAGCAUCGAGAUGACCACAGUGCCGACGCCCGUUGUGCCGGAUAGCCAGCCAUUCGUCCCGAUCCUGCUAGAGGCCGAGAAGACGGAGAAAAACGUGAAGCCUUCGCCAUCGUGCGGCCAAGAGGUUACCGGCACUAAUCAACAUGGGCACUUGGAUCUCAAGUUCUACCAUUCACCCUUGUGGUGAAACUGCUCGUCUGAUAUUCUUCUGCGGGCGAGCUGCUCGUUUCGCAGGCGGAUCAAGUCGAGUCGAGUUAAUGUUAAGCUCGGUUGACGCAAUUUUCUUUUCCUCGCCUGUAGGUAGAAGCGUAAAAGAACCACGGAAGUGGGAGAUGCAACCGCUAACUCAGGAUAAAGACUUGUUAGUCCGCGGACCAUUGCGCGCUGAUCACAACUCGGACGAUUGUAGUCCGAGCCAGAGAAUGUGUCGUCUUAUUUUGAUCUUGAUGUGGGAAGAAACGACAAUGUCAUUUCGUGUCCUGCGAGAAAUUGAACAUGGGUCAAGAAGGAUUAAGGAGAAGUUUUAUUCGUUGUAAACUCUGUUUCUUCGUUUCCUUGCGUUUUUAGAUGCAAGAUCGUUCCUUUAAUUCUCUCUGUAAGAAAGUAAUUGCAGACUAAUAUUUCUCUCCAGAUAACGUAAAUGUCCAAAGGACAUCCUGCUCAUUUCGGGCGUCUCUGGGUUUAUUUUACACACUUGUAUUGUCGCGAUCAAGAAAACUGGGUUAGUUAGUUUCUUGUUGCCCCAUGGCGAAAGAACAAACGCGUAUUGCGACUAAAGGUACGAAGAAAUCCAGAAAAACAUCAGACAGAAAGAUAUCCAAGUAUUUAACGACUCAUUCUUGAUUUCAAAGAUAUAGCGAUUACUCUCACCGAUUGAGUACCCACGUUGAAAUUUUUUUAAUCUACUUGGGUGAGUGCGUGUGUGUUGUGUGUGUAUAUGUGCGUGUGUGCGCGCGGAUAACUUAUAUCAGAAUAUACCCCACGAAAACAGAAACGUUGUAUCCACGUGAAAUCCAUGUGUAGAUUCCACGUGAACGCAACGUGCGUUCCACGUGGAUUCAAUGUACGUUUUAGUGGGGUACUUGGCAUGUGGCUGGCACGAAUUACAUGCUCAUAUCUGUUCGGGGAAUAAAUUAAUAAACACGAAUAUAAAGCCAACGCUGAGAAACGAUGAAUAUUGAUCGAUUGUUGCCGUGUUUUGCGGGAGGGUGAAUACAGUCGCCCCAUAUAGAGGAUAGUUCUAGAUUAUCCUAUUAUGAAGGGACCUUGUAUAACAAUAUGUAGCGUAAACUUUUAUGGCUUUUGCAAUUUUACGUCGAGACAAUAGCUCUGUGGAUUUUUUUUCUUUUUCAAUUAAAUGUAAACUAUGUAAGAAGUUACAAAUGGAUGAAGCAUACGGAUCUUUUCGCGUAGUUUCGUCGGGAGAAUUCAUCGCGCAUUUAUUCCCCACUUGUGACGAACUGUUUACAUGUCGGUAGAAUUAAGUUAGCAUAUGUAUGUACAAUAAAUUAUAGACAGAAACAAUGGCACAAUGACACGUAAAAUGUAGACACGGUGAUUAUCUUACUGUACAGAACGUCUAUGAAUUCGCGAGAAGUGCAUUCACGCGUGCGGCGCUUCUCUUCUUGUACAU
Harpegnathos saltator (Jerdon's jumping ant) is the source of this 3811-nucleotide messenger RNA. Its product is annotated as alpha-tubulin N-acetyltransferase. Gene Ontology annotation, biological process: alpha-tubulin acetylation. The record is from RefSeq and is a predicted model, not a curated record. The transcript has 8 exons. Bases 1253 to 2365 code for a protein of 370 amino acids. Lineage: Eukaryota; Metazoa; Arthropoda; Insecta; Hymenoptera; Formicidae. Gene Ontology annotation, cellular component: microtubule. Gene Ontology annotation, molecular function: tubulin N-acetyltransferase activity.